GGAACAUCGCCUGCUCAAUAACACCAUCCUAUCUUGCUGUUCAUCACCUCUUCUCGCUCUCUAGUCUCAUAUUACACCCUUUAACAAAUCUACGUCGAGGGCUUGGUCGGCCAGGACCACCACGACCAAGCAUGUCCACCUUGCGUAGGAGGAUCGCCAAUGUUUUGAGAGAAACCCCGUCUCCCAGUCCAAGUCGCGACAGCACCCCGGAUCCUGGCGAAGAAGUCAAACUCAUCUCAACUGCAAAGCUUGAUAAGCUGACCAAAAGGAAAAGCAGCAAGAAGAGAUCCGGCAUUAUCUUUGGCUUAGGCGGUCUUCUUGGACUGGUGCUCGCAUUAUUGUUUGCCGAGUCUCAGGAUGUCAUCAAGUUGGAAGGACUUCUCGAAGUCAAUCUGGAUAGUUUGAUGGAUGUGAUACCUGCUGGUAUUAUCAAAGAUGUCAAGGACUUGUCCAAGGCCGAGAGAGAUGCGGUCAACUACGACUCCUUCUCUGUUGGUCUUCAUUUACAGUCCCAAGGCGUCACUGCCCAUCAUCCCGUCAUCAUGGUGCCUGGCGUCAUCUCGACGGGCCUCGAAUCGUGGUCAACAAGCAGUCAAUCCAGACCAUAUUUUCGUAAGAGGCUGUGGGGUUCGUGGUCCAUGAUGAGGGCUCUCGUCCUCGACCAGGCUGCUUGGAAGAAGCACAUCAUGCUGGACAAGGAUACUGGUUUGGACCCGCCUGGAAUCAAACUUCGAGCGGCUCAAGGAUUUGACGCGACCGAUUUCUUCAUCACGGGCUAUUGGAUAUGGAACAAGAUCUUGGAGAAUCUCGCGACCAUUGGAUACGAUCCCACCAACGCUUAUACUGCUGCAUACGACUGGAGAUUGGCUUACCACAACCUCGAAGUUCGCGACCAGUAUUUUACCAGGCUCAAAAACUACAUCGAGGUUGGCAAACAGACCUCAGGCAAGAAGGUCGUACUGGUGUCGCACUCUAUGGGCAGUCAGGUCUUGUUUUACUUUAUGAAAUGGGUGGAACACAAAGAUCAUGGCAAAGGUGGAUCGUCAUGGGUGAAUGAUCAUAUCGAUUCUUGGAUCAACAUUUCCGGUUGCAUGUUGGGCACGGCCAAGGAUAUUCCGGCAGUUUUGUCAGGUGAGAUGAAAGAUACUGCUCAACUCAACGCCUUUGCUGUGUACGGACUGGAGCGAUUCUUGUCCAAGGAAGAAAGAGCAGAGAUCUUCCGCGCUAUGCCUGGGAUCUCGUCCAUGUUGCCCAAAGGUGGAGAGGCUGUCUGGGGCAACAGUACCUGGGCUCCAGAUGAUCUCCCCUACCCACAACAGAACACCACCAACGGUAUCUUCUUAUCGUUCAAGCCGAAGGCGAAUUCGACAGAGAUACCGCACAAAAAUCUGACCAUGUCGGAAUCACUUGAAUACCUAAAUCAAAACUCCGAGGACUGGUAUAAGGACCAGAUCAAACACGCCUAUUCUCAUGGCGUGGCCCAUACCAAAGCAGAAGUUGAGAAGAAUGAAGACAUUCCCCGGAAAUGGAUGAACCCCUUGGAGGCGAGACUUCCCAAUGCGCCCAACCUGAAAAUCUAUUGCUUCUACGGGAUUGGAAAGUCGACGGAGAGAGCAUACUACUACAAGGAGACGGACAACCUAUCACAGGGGAACAUCAACAUCUCAAUUGACACGUCGGUCUCGACACCGAACGGUAAGCUGCAACAGCUCGGCUCAGUUGACCGGGGAGUUAUAUUUGGUGAGGGAGAUGGCACAGUCAACCUCGUAUCCACCGGCUACAUGUGCGCCAAAGGCUGGAGGAACAUCAAACGCUACAACCCUGGCGGUGUCAAGAUCAAGACUUAUGAGAUGCCUCAUGAGCCUGAUAGAUUCAGUCCGCGAGGAGGACCCAACACAGGAGAUCACGUCGAUAUCUUGGGCCGAAGCAGUCUGAAUGAUCUGAUCCUUCGAGUCGCUGGAGGGAAAGGGGAUCAGAUCGAGGAAAACUAUGAAAGUCGGAUAUGGGAGAUUGGUGAAAAGAUACAGAUCUUCGAUGAUGAGUAAAACAUCACGGGACAUGACCGGUAGUUGAUGAACGACCUAUGAUGAGUUGCAUAGCCAUGGUGGGACUCGGCGUUGAGGCGACGGGCCAUUUGUACAUUAUUUUAGACUGUUUGAAGGAUUUCAUCCAGAUAACAAGAUACCCUGGUAGUGUGAGUAUGAAGGAGGCGAUUGAGACGGACUAUACAAAUGCAAAACGUAAGUAUAUCACUCUUGUACGCG
This is a messenger RNA of Exophiala mesophila, 2264 nucleotides long. RefSeq lists its product as uncharacterized. Gene Ontology annotation, cellular component: perinuclear endoplasmic reticulum; cytoplasm. NCBI's taxonomy places the organism in Eukaryota, Fungi, Ascomycota, Eurotiomycetes, Chaetothyriales, Herpotrichiellaceae. The record is from RefSeq and is a predicted model, not a curated record. Gene Ontology annotation, biological process: triglyceride biosynthetic process; lipid storage. The transcript has a single exon. Gene Ontology annotation, molecular function: phospholipid:diacylglycerol acyltransferase activity. Bases 132 to 2045 code for a protein of 637 amino acids.